This is a messenger RNA of Vigna umbellata (rice bean), 1871 nucleotides long. The record is from RefSeq and is a predicted model, not a curated record. NCBI's taxonomy places the organism in Eukaryota, Viridiplantae, Streptophyta, Magnoliopsida, Fabales, Fabaceae.
GUGGGAGAGUUGAAUCUGAAAUCUUUAUAUCAUCUUAUAACUUUCAUAUAAAUUUUUAAACGGUUAAAAUUAGUUUUGUCAAAGGUUCGCAUAGUUAAUUAUCAUGGGUCAUAAUCCCGCAUUUUCCCUUUAUUUUCUGGGUUUGAAGCAAGUUCUUGAAAUUAUCAUAGGAUAACGAACCAGCUAGUGGUACAAAUUUGUGAAACCGUGCAGGGCCUUCUUUCAAUGUUGAGAUUUGAAUUAAAAGCAUUUAUCUUGAGUGUGCAAAUUAAUUGUUACGGUGGAAUCAUGUUCAAAAUUUUGAUACUAGUAAAAAUUCCAGGAAGCUAUAGUGAGUACAGCAAUUGCUGGUGCAAUUAUAGGUGCUGCAGUGGGUGGAUGGAUGAACGAUCGUUUCGGAAGAAGGAAAUCAAUCCUUUUAGCUGAUACCCUCUUUUUGGUUGGGUCAGUUAUCAUGGCUGCUGCUUCUAGCCCUGCUAUUCUCAUCGUGGGUCGAGUUUUUGUUGGCCUCGGCGUUGGAAUGGCUUCAAUGGCAUCCCCUCUUUACAUCUCUGAGACUUCCCCCACCAGGGUUCGCGGAGCCCUUGUAGCUCUCAACAGUUUCCUCAUCACUGGUGGACAAUUUCUUUCCUACCUCAUCAACUUGGCUUUCACUAAGGCUCCGGGUACAUGGAGGUGGAUGCUUGGAGUGGCUGCUCUACCUGCUGUAAUACAAUCGGUGUUAAUGUUUACACUCCCGGAAUCACCUCGCUGGUUGUUCAGAAAGGGAAGGGAAGAGGAAGCAAAAGUAAUAUUAAGGAAAAUUUAUCCAUCUAGUGAUGUGGAAUCUGAAAUUCAAGCUUUGCGGGAUUCAGUUGCAUUGGAAAUGAAGGAAGUAGCUUCAGACAAAAUCAGCAUAAUCAAACUGUUGAAAACAAAAACUGUGAGGAGAGGUUUGUGUGCUGGAAUGGGACUUCAAUUCUUCCAACAAUUUACAGGUAUCAACACUGUCAUGUACUACAGUCCCACAAUUGUUCAGUUGGCUGGUUUUGCAUCCAACCGGACUGCACUUCUUCUGUCCCUGAUCACUUCUGGGCUGAAUGCAUUCGGUUCAAUCGUGAGCAUAUACUUCAUCGACAAGACUGGACGAAAGAAACUUGCCUUGUUGAGUUUGUUUGGCUGUGUUUUAUCCUUGGCCCUUUUAACUGCCACUUUCCGCCAGACUGAAACUCAUUCUCCAAUGAUUAGUUCUAUCGAGACCUCUUACUUCAACAACACCUGUUCUGAUUUUAGCAAAGCUGUGAAUCCUAUUGAAUGGGACUGCAUGAAGUGUCUAAAGGCAGAAUGUGGCUUUUGUGCAUCCGGCUCUAACAAACUCUUACCUGGGGCAUGUUUGAGUUCUAAUGAUGCCCCAAAGGCUCUUUGUCUCAAAGAUCAUAGAGCAUGGUAUACAAAAGGAUGUCCUAGCAAAAUGGGUUGGCUUGCAAUAGUGGGACUUGCACUGUAUAUCAUAUUCUUCUCACCAGGGAUGGGAACUGUUCCAUGGGUUGUCAAUUCAGAAAUCUAUCCUCUAAGGUACCGUGGAAUAUGUGGUGGAAUUGCUUCCACGACAUGUUGGGUUUCCAAUCUUGUUGUUUCCCAGACCUUUUUAACUUUGACAGUGGCUAUUGGGACAGCAUGGACAUUCAUGUUAUUUGGAGUGGUUGCCCUCGUUGGAAUUUUCUUCGUUCUCAUUUUCGUGCCAGAAACUAAAGGAGUUCCAAUGGAAGAAGUUGAGCAGAUGCUGGAGGAAAGAGCUGUGAAUCUUAAGUUUUGGCAGAGGAGAAGUGCUCCCCAGAAGGGUUGAUAAGUUUGAACCAAAACAUUGUUUAAAAAAUAAGUUUUAUGUGUCA